Diaporthe batatas is the source of this 1663-nucleotide messenger RNA. RefSeq lists its product as uncharacterized. The record is from RefSeq and is a predicted model, not a curated record. NCBI's taxonomy places the organism in Eukaryota, Fungi, Ascomycota, Sordariomycetes, Diaporthales, Diaporthaceae. The transcript is spliced from 3 exons. The coding region runs from base 96 to 1190 and encodes 364 amino acids. Gene Ontology annotation, biological process: mRNA splicing, via spliceosome. Gene Ontology annotation, cellular component: spliceosomal complex.
CUCACUCAUCAUCAACCAACGACUACAUCCAAAAUCCGCAAGUCAUCCAUACGGUCGCGCUCUUUUUGAGUGUAUGUUAGAAGCCAUUCGCCAAUAUGGAUACGGCAAAGACCGAAACCCCUGAACCGCAAGUUGUUUUCCGACCUAGCAAGAAGCGCAAGCACCUGCGACAGCGCGCAGAGGAGACCGAGACCGAACCAGAUGAUGCGUUGCAGCAGCCUGCCGCCCAAGCGCUGCCGGAUGAUGGAGAGACAAAAAUCGAAGUAAACCGCGACACAGAGCCAGACACGGAGGAGUCAUCAGUAAAAGAAGCGCUGCGUCUACGCAACGCACGCAGGACAAGACUCAAGGGGGUCGGCUUCCGGCCUGAAGGCACAUCCAAGGUUCCCGAGGAAGCGAACCAGGAGCAGAGUCUAGUUCUCAAGGACGAUCCAAAUGGCGCAGAUUCUAUGGACUACGGGGUAUCGAGGCGCUUUGCGCCACAGGCAGGACUGGUCGGCGAGCUCGUCAACAAGCAUAUGGAGGAAUAUAUAGAAUCCGAGUUGGCUAGACGGCACGCCGCCGAGAAGGCUACUGAAGCAGAAAACCAACAACCGCAGCACCAGCAGCAAUCAUCACGAGCGACGGGCUCGCUCAUCGCAGAUCCGACUAAACAGCUCGGAGAACGGCCGACGAUGCACGGAAAGCUGCAGGAGGUUGACCUCGGCGAGGAAGUCCGGAUGCGCAAUGCGAACAUGACGGAGCAGGCACGCAGGCGCCUCGCCGGCGAGGCCAUCGAUGACGACGACUCCGACUCGAGGAAGCGGGUUAGGAUCGGCAAGGAUGGCAAGCCGUGGCGUGGGCGCAAGAGGCGCGGAAGCGACGACGUCAAGCGUGACCAGCUUGUGGAAGAGCUCAUGCGCGAGAACAGACUGGAUGUGUACGAUGUUCCCGCCCAGCCGGAGGCUUCUGGUGAGCCUGGAUUCGAUGAAGCCGCGGACGAGAAGAUCGCAGAGCAGUUCCGCCGUGAGUUCAUGGACGCCAUGUCUGAGAGGCGGCACCAGCGGAGGAAGGCGGCACCGCAGCCGAGUCGGCCGGGAGCGAAGCAGGAAGAGGUGCUCAAGGGGCCGAAGUUGGGCGGCAGCAGGAAUGCUCGAGCUGCGAUGCGCGAUCUGUUGCUAUCACAGCAAGAGAAAGACAAGAAGCGGUGAUCAGUGCCGUCGUCCUGCACGGACCGACAAUUACAUGCUGGCUUGUGGUGGUCCAGGGGCCUCUGAGCAUUUGGACCAAAACCUGCAGGUGCUUGUGACCUCCACCGUCACCCAAUAGGCUGGACAACAGCAUUAUGGCUGAAGAGGCGCAGCUUGGGCAAAGUUCAAGUAUCGAGCUGCAAGUGAUCCUGCGAUUGAGAGGAAAGGAAAGGAAACGAAGCACACCGGAGCAUAAUCUAGCAAAGAAUCCUUUUCUCAAUCUUGACAAUCCUUCACUUUCGUCUUGUCUUUGAUCGCAUCUGCGAGCCUCUGCAGGCACUAUCAAAUGAUGGAGAGCACUAGAAGCGACAGCCAGACUCUCGGCUCAUCCCGGAGUGCUGUGGUCGAUAAUCAGCCCAAAAUCUACACCGUUGCGACACCCAGGCUCUUAUUAGUCCCAGAUUAAAACAGAAACAUGAAUUUUUGUUACCUAA